UAUUUUAUUUUCAUUCAAAUGCAUAUGUUUCAUUUCGAUUUAUUUGAGUAGAAAUCCCGUGAAACGCGUGUCGCUGGGAAGAAUAGCUGCGCCAUGGGUUUCUCCGGGAAGUCUUACCCAGACUCGAUCUCCCUCGUUAAGUUGUACAGUUGUCAUACCGCCACCGGAAGUAUGUUGCCCUGUAGGUGUAACUCCAGAGAAAGCUGUACCGACCUGGAUGCUAUUUCGAACGACUUCGGUACUUAGCCAGCCACCAGAAAUAUGUACUGUCCAAUGGAAUACGUACAACCCUGCCUGCGGACAGGUAAAUCCGCUCUCGUGCUGUUGAAGGAAAACACCUUUGAGGCUUCGACAAUAAGACAGACUGCAUCACUCAUGAGCAAAAAGCAACGCGUAACUUGAUGUCAAGCUGUGUUUUCUUUUUCUAGGAUAUUUUUUCGACAUGUUUAAAGUUUAGACUAACAUUCUUCUACGCUAUGAUAUUGGAUUGAAGUGUGCCCUCAACUAUGCUUUAGUCAGAGUCGCAAUCGUUGUCAGUAAAAUGAUUAUUUAUAGAAUAGUAAUGCUAUUGGUGAUGUCCAAGGCUUUGGUGAUACAGGAGUACUUUACGCAGAGAGUUGACUGUGGGACAAUGAUUCUGAGUUAUGACUUAGUCUACGCUAAUAGGACAGCAUCCAGCCUUCUUGGAUGCGCAUCCUUGUGUUUAUUUGAUCCUGACUGUGAGUCGUUAAACUUUCUCCGUUUCGACAUUUGUAUGUUGAGUAACAAAACACUUGAUGACUCGUGCUCUAACAGACAAGACAACGUAAACGGUAUCUACUUGGUUCGCUUCCAGGAAAAAAAUGCUUCAGUUUGUUUGAAUGGUGGAAUAAUGAAGCCGACGAACACGUGUUUGUGCUUUGGGGGAUACAUCGGGGAUUUCUGUGAGCGAAUCAUGGAGGAUUGCACGGAGGGCGUACCGUACUAUCCAGGGGAGUUCGGAACGUUUCUAAUCCACCCAAGGCUGUCUCCAAAACCAUUUAAAGCUGUGUGCCGAAUGGCGUUUGACAAACGGACUUAUCUACAAAUUCGUCAUUAUGGCGGAAAUGAGACAUUAUUUGUUCAGAAUUGGGAAGCAUACAAGAAUGGUUUUGGCGAUAUAAGCGAGACCGAUGAUUGGAAAAGAAAUUUCUGGCUUGGUAAUGAGAACGCUUAUUAUCUCACCAAUAGUAAAGAUUACCAUCUCAUCGUACAACUAGCAGAAUAUCACUAUACAUCAUUUGGUCAAUAUCGACUUAACUAUUUUGUGGUUAAGAGCGAAGAAGAUAAUUAUUCUAUGUCAUACACAACCGCAUAUCCCUAUCUAUUGUCAAUUGUGUUUGGAAACAGUAUGUUAUCUAGCAACGGAGCAAACUUCAGCACGUUUGAUCGAGAUAACGAUAUUUUCCCUGGUAAUUGCGCACAGAAACAUGGCACAGGAUGGUGGUUUGCGAGCUGCUCGCGAUGUAACCCCAAUGGUCGACUUUGGCCUGGAGGAAUAAAUGUUAGACUGAAUGUUGACGAUGAGUUUUUUUGGGAAGACGGUCUUAAUGGCUGGUCAGCAUGGGGAACAAGUAUGUGGCUUUCUAGACAUUAGUCCACCUAUUCCGUAUACCAAAUGCUGCUAGAAGUUGCUUGCUAGACAUCAUAUUGUUGCCUUUUUACACGUAAAUCGGCAGUUCGAUUGUUCGAUAGACUAGAAGUUGAAGUCAUUGUUUAUGAGAUAUAACUCGCCAUGAAUCAGCUUGUUGACUUUGUAAGCCUGGAUACUUACUCUGAUUUGUAUAAACCUAGUCUGGAUAUUUACACGUCACUCUGAGUUGUAUAAACCUAGUCUGGAUACUUACACAUCACUCUCGGUUGUAUAACCUAGGCUGGAUACUUACACGUCACUCUGAGUUGUAUAAACCUAGUCUGGAUACUUACACAUCACUCUGGGUUGUAUAACCUAGGCUGGAUACUUACACGUCACUCUGAAUUGUAUGAACAUAGUCAUGGAUACUUACACAUCACUGUGGGUUGUAUAAUCUAGGCUGGAUACUUACACGUCACUCUGAGUUUUUUUGAACCUAGUCUGGAUACUUACACAUCUAAGAUAAAUAGAAAAUGGAUCGCUACUCAUUAGUUUGUUUAUUGUUUAUCAAAGUUUAUCAAAGCAAGUUCGUUGUUAAGUAGACAUUGUAUUGAUUGGCGUCAUUGUAUACUAUUUACAGUCGUUUCUUGUUGUAUAAACCAGUUAGUGGUUCACUGGACAUUAUACUUUUGUUCUUGUAUACUGAUCAUCAGAUACAAAGUAAGGACGCUCAUUUACAUCCUUUUAAGUAGUAUAUCAUGUAAAACGCGCCUGAAUUAAUUUCGCUGGAAAGUGACACCAGACAACCUCGGGGACUGAUUGUCAAACAGUAGUCAACCACACAGUGACUUAAAUAACCCUUUUUUCAAAUAUAAUAAGUCGAUGUAAAACCAAACAUUGCCUGCAUCAUAUGGCCACUUCGUACAUUGAUUCAUACCUCCAGCAAUCAUGUAAGACUCACCAGUGGUAUUCAAGAUCAGCAGAAGAAAAAUCUAGGCCUAAAACGUUCCGAACCAUUUGAGGGAAAACAAGAAAUAUGGUAAGAGUGCCUACACAACUCUUUGUAAGGUAGACCCCUAAAAUAUCCAACGAGAUCAUGUUUCAUUUAAACAUUGAACCGUUUUUAUAUGGCAAGCAAAAAACAUAAUGGGCGCUA
This is a messenger RNA of Mizuhopecten yessoensis (Yesso scallop), 2747 nucleotides long. Its product is annotated as angiopoietin-related protein 1-like. Lineage: Eukaryota; Metazoa; Mollusca; Bivalvia; Pectinida; Pectinidae. The record is from RefSeq and is a predicted model, not a curated record. Bases 542 to 1615 code for a protein of 357 amino acids. The transcript is spliced from 4 exons.